CAUUUCCAUCAAAACUUCCCACUCUCCACAAGUUUCGCCUCCUCGGUAUCGCCAGUUCAAAUCAGAUGGGUCAAUUUGAUUUGUUGGAAUAUUGUCAGUGUUACAAGGAAAGGAAGGCAAACCAAUCACAUGGCUUUCAACUGAAAAUCGCUGUUGACAGUGAAAUUUCUGAAAUGUGGCACAAAUACAGGUUUAUUAAAUUUGUGGAUGUUCCACCAUUUUUGCAAGAAGUUGAAAAUUACUCUGGCGUCUGUGCAAGCAUUUCAAAGAACUCCUUAAAGACAACAAGAGGAGAACAGGCAUUGCAGAAAUAUCGACAAUUUGCUCAACUAAAAUGGAGCAUUGAAUUGGAGUUUGAUCACAGCAUCAUAAUAUGGCAUCUUGCCACGAGUGUUUGUUACUUACUAGAUGAGGAUCAUGAUAAUGAAACCAUGAAAAUUAGUAAACAUGUAUCAAAUUACAUGAUGUAUCUACUGGCCAUGUGUCCUGCCUUGCUAUUGUCCGAGCAUAGUAAGAGUUUUUGGCUUGAUCAUGCUUAUGACAACCUCGAAAAACUUGCGUCUCCUGCAAUUGAUAUAAGAAAUGUUGCUUCCACAUUACAUUCCAGUUCAGAUAAUGUUCAGCUUGAAUCUAGGGAGAGAACUUUUGAAAAUCUAAAAGGAGAUGUGUUGGAACUAGCCACAAUUUUAAGGGAAUCAGAUAAUAAAUGGGAGAUGAUUAAGGAUGUCUGGAUAGAGAUGUUUUGCCAUGCAGCAUUUUCAAGUCAGCAUAUUAAUCAUGUUAAGCAGCUAGGGGAAGGUAUUGAAUUCCUCUCACUCAUCUGGCUUUUCAUAUUCACUUUCAUUAUCGAUACUGUCUUUAAAAUGUAGUGUGACCAACAUCUGCAAGCUUGGUGGCCUUAUGUCACAUGUUUGAAUUACAUAUUUCAAGAAGUGACAACGCAAUUUAUGUUCCUUCUCUAAAUAAAUUUGUAUGUGCUAUUUUUUUGUAAACUUUGAUUUGUAUAAAUUAAACUCUUGAAU
Rubroshorea leprosula is the source of this 1022-nucleotide messenger RNA. NCBI's taxonomy places the organism in Eukaryota, Viridiplantae, Streptophyta, Magnoliopsida, Malvales, Dipterocarpaceae. The record is from the annotation of a GenBank genome assembly.